Messenger RNA from Cyprinodon variegatus (sheepshead minnow), 1179 nucleotides. Its product is annotated as cyclic AMP-responsive element-binding protein 3-like protein 3-A. The transcript has 10 exons. NCBI's taxonomy places the organism in Eukaryota, Metazoa, Chordata, Actinopteri, Cyprinodontiformes, Cyprinodontidae. The coding region runs from base 1 to 1179 and encodes 392 amino acids. Gene Ontology annotation, biological process: regulation of transcription by RNA polymerase II. Gene Ontology annotation, molecular function: RNA polymerase II cis-regulatory region sequence-specific DNA binding; DNA-binding transcription factor activity, RNA polymerase II-specific. Gene Ontology annotation, cellular component: nucleus. The record is from RefSeq and is a predicted model, not a curated record.
AUGACACUGACACCAGACAUGGAGUGCAAAGGAAUGCACAACUUCAACCUGCUCACCAGCAUAGAGGAAUCAACUGGAUACUAUCCAUGGACACCUAAUGAAUCUCCAAGCCCUCCGGGCAGUGGUGCUGAUGACUUCCUAGACACUCUUCUGCAUGACUCCUCGGUGCCAGCCUCCCCCCUGUGGUCUCCAUGCACCACAGACAAUGGUGUUAACGAGGACCCCCUGGUAGAACUUACAGAAAGCCCCCAUCCAAUCUCCUGCACACUGUUCCCUACCCUUGACACACAGGUUUUUCCUCAGCCCACCAACCUGGAGAAUCUACCUGCUGCAAAAGAGAAGGUGCCUGAUUUGUCAAUGGAUUUCGGCUGGGAGUCAGAGGGCAGUCAUGAAGAGUUUGGUAUUACAUAUUACCUUUCCGACAGCCAAGCCCCACUGCUGCAAUCAACCUGCACGCUCACAGUAAAAGACCUGCUUUUAUCCAACCUGGGACAGAACGCGCAGCGAAUCGCUCAGCAUUCCUUGCAGGAGCUUGUGCUUAAUGAGGAUGAGAAGAAGCUUCUAGUUAAAGAGGGCAUAAAUUUGCCCUGCAAACUACCCCUAUCCAAGUUUGAGGAGAGGAUUUUGAAGAAGAUCCGGCGGAAAAUCCGCAACAAACGUUCGGCUCAAGAAAGCAGAAAAAAGAAGAGAGAAUAUGUUGACAGUCUGGAAGGGAGGAUGGCUGCGUGUAGUUCCCAAAACAUCGAACUUCAGAGAAAAAUCCAGAAGUUGGAAGAGACAAAUAAUGCACUGCUGGAGCAGCUAAGCCAGCUACAGGCUCUCUUGCCUAAUAGCUCCUGCAAAACAACAAAUAGAGGAACCUGCAUCCUGGUUUUGCUCCUCUCCUUCUCUCUGCUCCUUUCCCCAAACAUUCUGCCAGACCCUUACAGCCAAUGCAGCCAUGCAGAACAUACAGAAAACACAGUGUCGUCGCCCUCCCUGCAGUCGAGGGAUGUGGGAGAUGUCCAUUCUCAACCUCUUCCACUUCCCUCCGUCUCCUGGGGCUUAGAGGACCUGCGAAGCCUGAAGAUGAAGCUUUGGUCCUGGAUGGACCUCCCACCAGUACACCUCCAGUCUCCUCAUCAACAGGGACACAAGACCGGAGAUGAUUACGGCUCUCGGCGGAGCAGAAACAUGUAG